UCCUGCGUCCUCCGACUUUUCAUGGUAGGGAGGGCGGUGCCCACUAGCGGGGGGCUCUGGGCGGCCCCGAGAGCCCGGCAGCAGCAGAGCGGAGAGGGAAGGAGCCAAGGAGGGGAAGAGAUGUCAGGAGAAAGUGUGGUGAGCUCAGCGGUGCCAGCGGCUGCUACCCGCACCACUUCCUUCAAGGGCACGAGUCCCAGCUCUAAGUACGUAAAGCUGAAUGUGGGCGGGGCCCUCUACUACACCACCAUGCAGACACUGACCAAGCAGGACACCAUGCUGAAAGCCAUGUUCAGCGGGCGCAUGGAAGUACUCACUGACAGUGAAGGCUGGAUCCUUAUUGACCGGUGUGGGAAACACUUUGGUACAAUACUCAACUACCUUCGUGACGGGGCGGUCCCCUUGCCUGAGAGCCGCCGGGAGAUUGAGGAGCUGCUGGCAGAAGCCAAGUACUACCUGGUCCAGGGCCUGGUGGAAGAAUGCCAGGCAGCCUUACAACAGAACAAAGAUACUUACGAGCCUUUUUGCAAAGUUCCUGUUAUCACCUCAUCCAAGGAAGAGCAGAAACUUAUCGCAACUUCAAAUAAGCCAGCCGUGAAGCUGCUCUACAACAGAAGUAACAACAAAUAUUCAUAUACCAGCAAUUCUGACGACAAUAUGUUGAAAAACAUUGAGCUCUUUGAUAAGCUUUCUCUACGCUUUAAUGGAAGGGUCCUGUUCAUAAAGGACGUCAUUGGGGAUGAGAUCUGCUGCUGGUCCUUCUAUGGGCAGGGCCGCAAGAUUGCCGAGGUCUGCUGCACCUCCAUUGUCUAUGCCACUGAGAAGAAGCAGACCAAGGUGGAGUUCCCAGAGGCCCGUAUUUAUGAGGAGACCCUCAAUAUUUUGUUGUACGAGGCCCAGGACGGCCGAGGACCUGACAACGCGCUCCUGGAAGCCACGGGUGGGGCAGCUGGUCGCUCUCACCACCUGGAUGAAGACGAGGAGCGAGAGCGGAUCGAGCGUGUGCGGCGGAUCCACAUCAAGCGCCCAGAUGACCGGGCCCACCUCCACCAGUGAGCAAGCAAGCAAGCGAGCCACCCUCCUCCUCCCUCCUCCCCUGUCAUUCACUCCAAUUCCUGCAGGCUCUUGGGCACCUUCCACUUCCCCUGGAGUCUGAAGAUACUUUUGUACCAAGCCAGAUGAUUAUUUUGAUAUUUCUCGACCAGGUGACUGUCUUUCCCCCAGAUGAAUGCACCCCGUUCUUGACCAAGCUAUGUCCAAGGUCUCCCCCUUCCAUGGGGAUCUGAGAAUCUUUGGAGCUAGGCUUUCUUGGUUCUCGGAGAAAAGUAUGAAUGGGUAUGAAGUGGAUGUGAGAAAUUUUAUUUGCAGUAUUUAUUUUUGUGGGUGUUGACUAUGAUUUGGGCUUUGGGGCGGCAUGCCCCUGGGGUUCAGUCUGACAGCUCCGGGAGGGAUCCUGCGGUUGGUGGCCACCAGAGGAUUCUCUGAGCUAUUUCCUAAUCCUCCAGCCCAGCAUGCUGGCUGCUAGUUCCUGUGCCCUAGGUCGGGCCGGCUCCAGGGCUUUGCCGGAAGUCCUUCUGCCCCAGGACUUUGCACCUCUAGCUCAUGUGGGUAGAUGAUUACAGUUUGUGGCACGGAAGAUAGGACUGAUGAGCUUCGUGCCUCUGAUUGUUCUAGUGUAGCUCUGGGUGCCCGGCUCUGUUGAGGGACAGGCCUAUUAGGACCUCACGUGGCUAAGGCAGAGCUGGCCCUGGCAGGGACUGCAUGGCUCUGUUCCUGGCUCCCCCUGCAUCUGUUCUUGUUGGCCAACUCCCCUUCUAGAAGGCCUUGUGGCCUGUUUAACAAGUGGAGCUCGCAUACCGUCACUUCUUGGGCUCUAUUCUUUCUUCCUCAGCCUUCUUCCCUGUUAGGCUGGGCUUCCUAUCUCCAGGAGAAGCCCUGCCUUUUGCUUAGAAAGUGGAGGUGGCCCGGCCUCUGUCCACCAAGCCUGGCAUCCAGGCAGGAAACCCAUUCACACCAGCAGUCUCAGGGUAGCUCCCCUGCUGUAGAUGCAGCCAUCACCCGGAGAUCCCCUUUUUGUCUUUGCCUCUGAUUUUUACACAGUAUGGAGUAGCCACAGCGAGCAGAGUUAGAGGAUGUGCAGACCCUUUGGGGUCCAAUAAAGUGUUCGUGUUCAUGUUUAAGGGACGUGUGCGACUAUGGAUGGGGAUGUGUGCUUGUGGGGCGCAGGGGGCCUGCACUGGAGCCCGGCUGUCCACAUGGUGCUCGUGUAGGACGGACGUUCUCGGUUACCUACCUCCCAGUCUCCUCUGCGCCUGUGAAGGGACAGAAGUGAGUGGUGACUGACGUGGCUGGUUGCAACUAGACUACGUAGAGUAGUUACAAGGAGAUGUGAACGUGUGUAAGGUAAUGGAUGGGAUUUGUCUGCUUUUCAAGGGAAACAUUACUGUUUUAUACCAAAGGUAUUAAUAUGGGCAGCCUUUGACACAGUGUAUUCCAAAAAACGAGUUUAUAUUUUGAAAUGGUUUUUACAGCUUAGGCUUUGUACACACUGCCCUUCUUGGGACAGUUGCAUGCCUUUAUUUUGUAUCCAGCAGCAAAGCCUAGAAUAAAACUUUAAAACAAUCUUGACUGAACUUAAAAAAAAAAUCAUGUUUCGGGGUCGAUGCCUUUUAAACUGUUGUGUGGGAAACUUUCGUAUUAGGCCAUUCGAGUUUUAUUAAGUGCUAAGGAAAGGGGGGGGGCUUAAGUACUGUUUCGUAAAUGUUUUAUAUACUGUUUCAGUUUUAAACACCAACCCUGGCGUUUGGGUUGAACUUUUUUAGAGAGUUAAAGUGAAUGUCAGUUCUGAUGUUUUCUGUAGGAAUGGAAAAGCCAUCAUAUGAAUUGUUUUUUAACAUAUUUCUGUGAAGAGUAAGUUUGUGGAACAAUCGGAUUCGUUUGGGCUUCCACACCAUAUGAGCUAAUGUCUCUGGCAGUCUUUACACUUUUCCUUAACUUUGCACUUGUAGUUUUGAGUCUCUGCUUUCCUGGGAUCUGAACAGAUUCCUGAAACAUUCCGUGGUGAAUGAUACACCGUUAGCUGCAUAGCCUUGAGCUGACAGCAGUGUUGGCUGGUCCAAGCUCUGUUAGCAAAUGUAUUCUACAAGGAACUGAAUUUUAUGAUAGCAUGAAGGGCAAACAAAGGUCAAUAUUUGUACUUAAGAGCCAUGUAAGUAAAACACUGGCCUAAGAUUUGGUAAAGAGUUAAGUUUUAUUACAUUGUAAGAGCUUACAGUUGGAGAACAGCUUUUGGUCCCUUGUCAAGCUGUUUUUUCAAAGAGGUCCUUGUUUGUGGUGACUGGGGGCCUGUGCCCAAGACAAUCCUGGAGUAGCCUCUUCUAUCGUCGUCCCCUCCCCCCUAUGAUAGGUUGCAGAUGAGCUGCCUGGCUGAGAUGCAGGGACCCCACCCUUUGCUUCGGUGGGAUCCUGCACCUCCCAGCAGGUGCUCAGGACCCAAAUGUCAACAACACUCAGCCCUCUGCAAAGUGGGCUCCUGAGGGCUCCACCCAGCAUCACUGUAGCACACCUGUGUGUCACUAACCUUUCUUUUUGUGCUAUGGAAAAAAAUGCUAUAAACGUUAGAAGUAGUCACUGUAUGUUGUACAAGCAUUUGUGGACGUGUAAAAUAAAAGUUACAUAUAAUG
Nyctereutes procyonoides (raccoon dog) is the source of this 3683-nucleotide messenger RNA. It is a transcript of the gene KCTD10, whose product is annotated as potassium channel tetramerization domain containing 10. Gene Ontology annotation, biological process: protein homooligomerization; protein ubiquitination; negative regulation of Rho protein signal transduction. Bases 22 to 1056 code for a protein of 344 amino acids. Gene Ontology annotation, molecular function: protein binding; ubiquitin-protein transferase activity. The record is from RefSeq and is a predicted model, not a curated record. Lineage: Eukaryota; Metazoa; Chordata; Mammalia; Carnivora; Canidae. The transcript is spliced from 7 exons. Gene Ontology annotation, cellular component: Cul3-RING ubiquitin ligase complex.